AGAAACUUUCAAACUUACAGCACGUUGCAUGAGUUCACGUGUGCUCCUGCACGUUCAAAACAAAUUUUGCUAAACACGUCUAAAAUUUAGCAAAAUGCGCAUCGAAGUGUGCUACUUCUGCUCGUCCAGGAUAUUCCCUGGCCAUGGUAUCCAGUUUGUCCGCAACGACUGCAAAAUCUUCAAGUUCUGCCGUUCAAAAUGCCAUGCCGCGUUUAAGAAGAAGAAGAAUCCGAGGAAGGUUAAGUGGACAAAAGUCUACAGGAAGACCGUCGGCAAGGAGUUGGCCGUGGACCCUUCGUUCGAGUUUGAGAAGAAACGACACUGCCCUGUCAAAUACAACCGUGAAGUCUGGCAGAAGUCUGUGGAGGCAAUGAAGGCAGUCGAAGCAAUCAAACAGAAGCGUCAGGCACACUUCAUAAAACAGAGACAGAGCAAGGCUAUCGAGAUUGAGAAGCAGAAAGACGUGAAGGAGGUGCACAGAAACAUUCAGCUGAUUCGCGCGGAUGCAGCCGGCAUGAGAGAACGAAUGAAGAAUGAAAUCGCCGAGGGAGCACAUGAAAGCGAGACUGAAAUGGAGGCACCUGAAAUUGAUUUGGAGGAUGAUAUCAUUGAAGAAGCACACGCAAGUGAUACAGAGAUGAACGCAGUGGAAGCCGAGGCGUGAAUUUGGACUACGUUCUACGAACCUAAGAAUUAUUGAAUGUAAUAAAGAAUAAGUCUAAUAACUACUUGGCAUUGAUUUGCGAAUUGGAAGCAAUUGUUCAAUAAAAUUCUAUUGAAACAUA
Messenger RNA from Cloeon dipterum, 785 nucleotides. RefSeq names its product ribosomal protein L24-like (gene RpL24-like). The record is from RefSeq and is a predicted model, not a curated record. Bases 95 to 664 code for a protein of 189 amino acids. The transcript has a single exon. Gene Ontology annotation, biological process: ribosomal large subunit biogenesis. Gene Ontology annotation, cellular component: nucleolus. Lineage: Eukaryota; Metazoa; Arthropoda; Insecta; Ephemeroptera; Baetidae.